AUGGGUAACCAAGAACCAGAGGAACGACACACCCCCAGGACACACACCCUGGACAGCUCCCACCGCCCAACAACCCCAGGUCAGCCACCACCGCCCAACAACCCCAGGUCAGCCACCACCGCCCAACAACCUCAGGACAGCCACCACCGCCCAAAAACCCCAGGACAGCCCCCACCGCCCAACACCCCAGGACACACCCCCAGGAUAGACCCCCAGGACAUACCCUACAACUCAACACCCCCAGGUCAGACCCCACCACUUAACACCCCCAGGACAGCCCCCACCGCCCAAAACCCUAGGCCACACCCCCAGGACACACACCCUGGACAGCUCCCACCGCCCAACAACCCCAGGUCAGCCACCACCGCCCAACAACCCCAGGACAGCCCCCACCGCCCAACAACCCCAGGACAGCCACCACCGCCCAACAACCCCAUGACACACCCCCACCGCCCAAAAACCCCAGGACAGCCCCCACCGCCCAACAACCCCAGGACAGCCCCCACCGCCCAACAACCCCAGGACAGCCCCCACUGCCCAACACCUCCAGGACACACCCCCAUUGACACACCCCCCAGGACAGGCCCCAGGACAACCCCCACCGCCCAUCACCCCCAGGACAUUCAACCCUUGACACACCCCCAGAACAGUCCCCAACCGCCCAACACCCCCAACCCCACUACAGCCACCAGGACACGCCCCCAGGACAUGCCCCCAGGACACACCCGCAGAACAGCCCCCAGGACACGCCCCCAGGACAUGCCCCCAGGAAACACCUGCAGGACACGCCCCCCAGUACAGCCCUAA
Salvelinus fontinalis (brook trout) is the source of this 807-nucleotide messenger RNA. Its product is annotated as acidic proline-rich protein PRP25-like. NCBI's taxonomy places the organism in Eukaryota, Metazoa, Chordata, Actinopteri, Salmoniformes, Salmonidae. Bases 1 to 807 code for a protein of 268 amino acids. The transcript is spliced from 2 exons. The record is from RefSeq and is a predicted model, not a curated record.